GGAAGAUGGUGAGAACCAGGUGCAACAGGAUAGGUCCCGGAUAUUACUGGACCUAAUCCUGGAUAUUAGUAAUGAGUUGGAUAUAAAUGUUCUCUGUCACAAGAUCUUGAUUAAUGUAGGAAACCUGACUGGAGCACACAGAUGUUCCCUAUUCCUGGCCAGAACCUUGAACGGUAACCAGUUUCUUGAAGCAAAGUUAUUCGAUGUUAAUACACAGUCAGAUUUGGAGGAGUCUAUGGUAAAGGCUACAGCAAGUACAAUGCGCCUGGAGUGGGGAGUAGGUGUGGCAGGGCGUGUGGCCAGCACAAGAAAGCUCAUCAACUUAGAAGAUGCCUAUCAGUGUGAAUGGUUUGAUAAAAGCACAGAUGAAAAAACAGGAUACAGAACUAAGAGUGUUGCAUGUCUACCUAUUCUUAACCAUCAGGGUGACGUCAUUGGUGUGGCACAGAUUGUAAACAAACAGAAUGGAAAUAUGUUCACUAAAAGCGAUAUAGAGAUUUUCGAGAAGUAUCUUAGCUUCUGUGGAGUUGGAAUUCAGAAUGCAGAAUUAUUUGAGGUGUCUGUUCUUGAAUAUAAAAAGAAUCAGCUUCUUCUAAGUCUUGCCAGAUCUCUCUUCCAGGAACAAAUGUCCUUAGACAGAUUGAUCCGAAUGAUAAUUACUGAAGCUAAGGAAAUGCUGCAGUGUGAAAGAUGUACAGUUUACCUGCUUGAUCUCAAGAUGUACGACGAGGUUGAAAAUGAAACCUGGCUUCCUCAGCAAGAAAAACGACCUGGUUCACCUAGCAGCUCGGUCUCUACUCCCAAACUGACAAGAAAUAAUACGGAUAGUGAGAGCCUUGGGUCUGCUCAGAUGAAGGAGGACCUCCUGGUGUUUGAUGUUGCUUAUGAAAUGACGGAGUGUGAGAACUCAGUCAGAGUUCUACAGUGUUCAAAAUUUGGAGAGACAAGGAGGUUGGAUAUAGCGAAACAUGUUGCUGCAAACUUAGAGGUUUUGAACCUUGGAAGCGUGAAGGACUGGUGUGGUGAAGAGCUAGAGCAGGAAGAAGAUGGUUUUACACCUAAAAGCAUGCUUAGUUUACCGAUAUACAACGGACAGAGGACUGUAAUAGGAGUAGCUCAGCUUAUAAAUAAGUUGAAUGGGAAGCAGUUUGAUGACACGGAUAUUUCAAUGUUUGAAGCAUUUGCCAUCUUCUGUGGAAUUGGAAUUCAUAAUACAAAAAUGUAUGAGAGUGCCUACAAGCUUAUGGCUAAACAGAAAGUAGCCCUGGACUGUCUAUCCUACCAUGCUACAGCUAGCAACGAUGAUGCUAUAUCUCUAUCAAGGGAACCAAUACCUAAGGCUGAGGAGUUUUUGUUGGACAGCUACAAGUUCAUAGACGUCAAAUACCAUGAUAACCUGACAGUCAAGAUAGUUAUCAGAAUGUUCAUGGAUUUUAACCUCUCUAAAAAUCUAGUCUUCUUCCUAGUAAACACGAUCAUUUUCGCGCUAAAAUACAAAAAAAAUACGCAAACUUUGCGAAAUUACGAAAAAAAAAUUCUGGCUGAAAUUCAACUGUUUCAGGUUCUAUGUAGAUGGGCUCUAAGUGUAAAGAAAAACUACAGACCUGUCAAAUACCACAAUUGGAGGCAUGGUCUCAAUGUCUGCCAAACUAUGUUUACAAUGCUGAAAACAGGAAAGAUGGAAAGGUUUAUGGUGGAGCUUGAAGUACUUGGUCUCCUAGUUGCCUGUCUUUGUCAUGAUCUUGAUCAUAGAGGAACUAAUAAUGCAUACCAGACUAAGGUUACAUCUCCGCUUGCAGUACUGUACAGCACCUCAACAAUGGAGCAUCAUCAUUUUGACCAGGGAUACACAUUAAACCCCGUGAUGAAGAUAGUGGAGAUGGCAAUAUUGUCUACAGAUCUAGCAAGCUACUUCGAGAAGAGGGAACGUUUUCUUUCAACAGCUGACGCAGGGGAAAUAGAUUGGCAGUCUGAGGAUAAGAAGAAGUUACUGUGCAGUAUGCUAAUGACUGCAGCUGAUGUUGCGUCCAUUGCCAAACCUUGGGAGAUACAGCAUAAAUUGGCAAAGCUGGUGGCAGAUGAAUUUUUCGAUCAAGGAGAUAUGGAAAAGCUGAAGCUAAAUAUUACACCGAUAGCAAUGAUGGAUAGAGAGCGUAAAGAUGAACUUCCCCAAAUGCAAGUUGAAUUUAUUGAUCAAAUUUGUGUUCCUCUGUACACUAGUCUUUCUGACAGUUUUCCCUGGAUUCGGCCUUUGUUAGAGGGUGCUUUAAAAAAUAGGGAGAAAUGGAUAGAUUUGGCUGAGAAGGUUGAGAUGGGUCUAACUUGGAUAGAUCAUGACACCAUUGAACAACCUGUAGAAGAUGUAGAGGUUGGAACCCUGGAAGCUCAGGGUCUAGAACUAACUGUAGAAACGUUUAAAUGUAAACAGGAUGAAAAAGCUGGCUGCUCUCUUAUGAAAAAGAGAUCUUUCCGGUCUCUGAAAAGCCCUGUUAGGCCACCAGUUGGCUUCUUUAACAGGAAACAUUCUACGCGGCAUCCCAAGAGUUUGGGUGAAUCUGAAGGUGGUAGUUUAGACAGACAACAUUCCCCAGAUGGAACAGACAACAGUUCUAAUAUUGUCCUCAGUAAAGUUGAACAAGUUUAGACAACAUUCUCCAGAUGGAACAGACAACAAUUCUAAUAAUGUCCUCAGUAAAGUUGAACAAGUUUAGACAACAUUAUCCAAAUCAGAGUUGAGGCAUGAAUAAUGCAUGAGAAUGCUCAUUGAACAAGUUAAAAACAUUUUAGUCGUGUUCAUGAUAAAUUGAACAUUGACAACAAAAGCUGGAAUAUUUUAAAAGUUAAAUGUUUUCUUAUUUGUCAUCCAUAUGUGAGGUUUCUAUGAAAGCACAAGUAAACAAAACUUAGUAAUUUUUUAUUAAUAACAACAAAAAACUUUAAUUUCAACUUGAAAAUUUCAGCGACUGAACUUAUUCCACUUUAUUUUUUUGACCUCUGUAUUUUUGUCUGAAUCUCAAAUUUGACCUUAUUAUGUGAAACAAAAAAUCUUAUCAUUAUAUAAGAAAAUCUUAUCAUUAUGUAAGAAAAUCUUAUCAUUAUAUAAGAAAAUCUUAUCAUUAUAUAAGAAAAUCUUAUCAUUAUAUAAGAAAAUCUUAUCAUUAUAUAAGAAAAG
Messenger RNA from Eurytemora carolleeae, 3172 nucleotides. Its product is annotated as cGMP-specific 3',5'-cyclic phosphodiesterase. Gene Ontology annotation, molecular function: protein binding; 3',5'-cyclic-nucleotide phosphodiesterase activity. The annotation marks the transcript as partial. The record is from RefSeq and is a predicted model, not a curated record. Lineage: Eukaryota; Metazoa; Arthropoda; Copepoda; Calanoida; Temoridae. Gene Ontology annotation, biological process: signal transduction. The transcript has 30 exons.